UGGGGUGCGACCACGCAACAAUCUUGAAUAUUCUUGCUCAUAGAAGCGCGAAACAUCGUACUCAAAUAAGGCUGGAGUAUAAAACUAAGUUUUCGGAAGACUUUGACCAUCGCUUGUCUAAAGAGCUUAUGUUUAGUCCUGAUCUUAAGAGAGCACUCUUACUUUGGAUGGAUGAUCCGGCAAGCCGUGACGCAAAAAUAGUGAAACGUGCUUUAAGUAAAAACCUCAUUACUGUUGCAAUUGAAGUAAUAUGUUCUCGUACUCCAUCCCAACUUGAAGAGCUGAAAAAGGUUUAUCGUACAAUGUUCACGACUUACCUUGAUGAGGAUAUAGAUCAAUCUCAUGCAAACGGCGACAAUAAAAAGUUGUUGGCCGCAUAUGCAGGUGCAAUACGCUCAGAAAGCUCAAAAGUAGAUGCAGUGAUGGUAGAUAAAGAUGCCAAAGACCUCUUUAAAGUUGGGCAGUGGAGAUUCGGAACUAUUGAGGAGACUUUUAUUCGCAUAUUCAGUGAAAGAAGUGGUGCUCAUUUGGUUGCGAUUAAUUCUGCGUAUUGCAAAAUGUAUGUGAAUUCAUUGAAAAAGGCUAUAAAGAAGGAAACAUCUUCGAAAUUCAAGUGUGCGCUUUUGACAAUUUUAAAAUGUGCUGAGAAUCCUGGAAAAUACUAUGCCAAGGCAUUGCAUAAGGCGAUGGUCGGCCUUGGAACUGAUGAUGAAACACUCACUAGGAUUAUUGUGUCAAGGGCUGAAGUUGAUAUUGAGAAAAUAAAGACAGAGUACCACAAAAAAUAUGGGAAAUCAUUGAGUGACGAUGUUCGUUCAGAUACUUCUGGACAAUACAGAGCAUUUCUUCUCUCGCUUUUAAACCCCAAUGCCUAGGUAAUGGGCCAUGGAUCAUGUAUCUCUAAAUUCUUUAUCAAGAUGUCUCAAUGCAUUUACACCCGCUUGAACUAAUGAGAAUCUCAAGUAUAAGAAUUUUCACGAAUUGAAAUCAUGCGGUAGAGAUUAAUGCAUUGAGAAAUUGAAAAAUAAAGAGUUUUGAUCGAUGAUAAAGCCUCCUGUCCCUAGAUAAGGCAUCCAUUAGGUAAAGUGUGAUAUAAGGUGUGGAUUUGGACUUCUCUCUCCCUCUCUCUCAGUUUUCUUAGUUCCUGUGUGAUAUAAGGUGUGGAUUUGGACUUCUCUGUCCCUCUCUCUCAGUUUUCUUUGUUCUUGUGUGUUUGCGUUUUAGGUUGUAUGGUUGGUGAUUUCAGAUGUAAUUCAGUGGCUACAUUAUAAUUAUUUGUUGUUAUUAAUAAACUCAUUUUGGUUGUAUGAGAAAAAUACUUUCA
Messenger RNA from Rhododendron vialii, 1324 nucleotides. RefSeq names its product annexin D5-like. The record is from RefSeq and is a predicted model, not a curated record. Lineage: Eukaryota; Viridiplantae; Streptophyta; Magnoliopsida; Ericales; Ericaceae. The coding region runs from base 129 to 875 and encodes 248 amino acids. Gene Ontology annotation, molecular function: calcium-dependent phospholipid binding; calcium ion binding. The transcript is spliced from 5 exons. Gene Ontology annotation, cellular component: cytoplasm.